Molecule: messenger RNA, 1608 nt
Organism: Paramuricea clavata
Lineage: Eukaryota; Metazoa; Cnidaria; Anthozoa; Malacalcyonacea; Plexauridae
Source: the annotation of a GenBank genome assembly
UGCAAUAUUACUGAAUCCUUGACUGCAGAAAACGAAGAGCCACAAUCAAUAAGUGAAGCCUUGAACGGUGCAAAUGCAAGCAAAUGGAAACAAGCAUUAAAAGAAGAAUACAAUUCACUAAUUAGUAAUGAAACAUGGGAAUUGGUACCACCACCGGAAGGGUGUAAUGUCAUUGGAUCGAAAUGGGUGAUGAAAAUCAAACGUGAUGCAGAUGGGAAUGUUGACCGACAUAAAGCACGGCUUGUUGCUCAGGGAUAUUCACAGACACCCGGAAUCAAUUACGAGGAAGUCUUUUCACCUGUUGCAAGACAUUCUAGUAUAAGAACGCUAUUAGCUUUGGCAAACAAGCACAACUUAGAAAUUCAUCAGAUGGAUGUCAAGACAGCAUUUUUAAAUGGCUACAUAGAACAUGAUAUCUACAUGUCCCAACCAGACGGAUUCGUUGACCAAGAACAUCCAGAAUACGUUUGCAAGCUUAAGAAGAGCUUAUACGGACUUAAGCAAUCAGCGAGGUGUUGGAACCAAACACUCGAUAGUUUUCUGACGAAAAACGGUUAUAGAAAGAGCAAUGCAGAUAAUUGCAUUUAUGUGAAAUCCAUAAAGAAUGACAAUGGAUUCAUAAGUUUUGUGAUUUUGGCUGUGUACGUUGACGACAUAAUUCCUAUCUCAAACGACAUCAACAUGUUAAACACAGAGAAGGACUUGUUAUGUAAGCAUUUUGAAAUGACGGAUCAAGGAGAAAUUCAUUUUAUACUCGGAAUGACAAUUAAGCGUGACAGAGAAACCAAAACGCUAUUCAUCAGUCAACAGAGGUAUCUAGAGAGCGUGUUGGACAGAUUUGGUAUGGCUAAUUGCAAACCGAUCUCUACUCCUCUUGAAACAACUUACCAUAAGCGAACGGAAGAAGAAGAAGGAUUUGAUAAGAAUUUAUAUCAACAGGCUAUAGGACGUUUGACAUACAUCUCGACAGCGACAAGACCAGACAUUUCUGCUGCAGUUAGUAUAUUGUCUUCAUACAUGUCAAAUCCCAGCAAGGAACAUUGGAAUGGAGUCAAAAGACUUCUAAGAUACAUAAAAGGAACUUUAAAUUUUGGAUUGAAAUUUACAACGAGUGAAAAUGAUGAUGAGAAUGGAGACGAGUUGUAUGGUUAUUCUGACGCCAACUGGGCAGGAGACGUUGAUUCUAGACGUUCAACCUCAGGUUAUGUGUUUAAAGUCGCAAAUAGCACCGUGAGCUGGUGUAGCAAGAAACAAGCGAGUGUGACGAAAUCAACUACCGAAGCGGAAUACGUAGCAUUAAGCCAAGCAACGCAAGAAGCAAUUUGGAUGAGGCGAUUAUUAUCAGAUAUUGGUUGUAAAAGUGAAGAACCCACCACAAUGUACGAAGACAACCAGGGAGCUAUUGAAAUUUCGAAGAACGCAAGAUUUCAUAACAGGACAAAGCAUAUAGACGUCCGGUUUCACUUCGUAAGAGAAAAAGUAUUAUCAAAUGAAGUUAAAGUUAUCUAUUGUCCAACUGAACAUAUGUUAGCGGACAUAAUGACAAAGGGAUUAACAAAGAAGAUAUUUCAAAGACUAAGAAGCAUGUUGAAUGUUUGUUCAUACUAA